AACAAAAAGUUUCUUCUUGUGAAAACAAAAUAAAAUAACAAGAUACAAAGUACUCAGGUUUGUUAUUCACGCCAAUUCAUGCAUAAAGUGUCUAAUACAAUGUUUCAAAAAAUAAAAUAAAAAUGAGAGUGUUGGCAAUAAAAAAAUUUCAACACAAAAGCCAUCCAUAAAAAUUAAUUACCUAUCAAUAAAGUGCAAAGGAUGCGUCGUUAUGGAAAUGGAUUAAUAAAGUUUACAAGUACGAGACAUAAUAACAUAUUACAUGGCAUCGCUCAUAAGAGCCCUUUCGUGGCCUCUUAUAACAACAACACCUCUCGAAUCAAAUGAGAAGCAUUCCAAUGGGAGCAAUAAUCUGUCUAAUGGUAAAAAUGGAAAAAAUGCACCGACAUUUCAACAACUCAUGGCUGCACGUCGCCUCAUCUGUCGACGCUAUUAUCCCGAGGCUGGAUUUGGUUGGAUAGUUAUGUUUGUUGGAUUAAUUGUUAAUACAUUUACGCAUGGAUUACAACUAUCCGCAAUUUUCUUCCUCCUACCUGCCGUCAUUCGUUUUCAAGCUGAUGAAGUUGACUGUCUCGGAUAUCAACAGAUCAUAAUGUCAAUCUCAUCAGAAAGCUCGAGGCAGACAGCCACGUUGCCUAGACAAGAUACAACAGUGACUGUAAGCAGUCUCAGUACAUCAUAUACUUACUUAGAGACUGGCGAUUCAUACUCGUCGACUUUGAAGUCCAAUAAAAAUUGCAAUAACAAUAAACGUAAAAAUAAAAAUGACAAAAAAAAGUAUCGAUCACAUUCCAAUGAGAAUUUUCAGAAUUUGACAUCAUGUGAUCCUAAAACAUUAGAGACAUUAAGAACUCAUUAUUAUCCGGAAGAGCAGUGUUGGAGUUACGUUAUUGUUAUAAUUGCAUCUUUUGUUCAAAUUUUCGAUCAUGGAUUACACAUUUCUUAUGGACCACUACUAGUCAUAAUAUUAAAUGUCUUUGGAACUUCAAACGAUGUUAACUUACCGCUUUCAGGUGAAUAA
Molecule: messenger RNA, 1021 nt
Organism: Chironomus riparius
Lineage: Eukaryota; Metazoa; Arthropoda; Insecta; Diptera; Chironomidae
Source: the annotation of a GenBank genome assembly